GCUGCAUCCCAAGGCUGGCCGUGGCAUUUGCACCAGAAUUGGGAGCAGCUCCAGUCCAGACCCAGGAGCUUUCCUUGGAGGAAUAGUUCUUCGCCCAGGGGAAGGCCUGAGCAGAUUCCCCUGCCACUUCCUUGGACAAGAGCUGGAACAUCAGCAGUGGUAGAUGGGGUACUUAUAGCCCUUUUACCAACUGUUUUUGAUUUCUGAUUGGCCACGGUGACUCUGCCACCAGAUGUCUCCUGAGAUGGGAGAGGCAGAACAGGAGGGACUAGGAAGCAGUAGGCCGCAGAGCCCCUCCUGCUCAGAUGACACUCCACAUACCCCUCCAGUACCCACCCUGCCUCUCCCUGCUGCAAACAGAGGGGGGCAGUUGGGAUCUGAUGAUGAGGAGCAAGAGGACCCCCGAGAUUACUGCCGAGGUGGGUAUUAUCCAGUGAAGAUUGGGGACCUGUUCAACGGGCGCUACCACGUGGUGCGGAAGCUUGGCUGGGGGCACUUUUCUACUGUCUGGCUUUGUUGGGACAUUCAGCGGAAGCGUUUUGUGGCCCUGAAGGUUGUGAAGAGUGCUAUCCACUAUACAGAGACAGCUGUGGAUGAAAUAAAGCUGCUGAAAUGUGUGCGGGACUCUGAUCCCACUGACCCCAAGCGUGAGAACAUUGUCCAGCUGAUUGAUGACUUCAAGAUCUCAGGGAUCAAUGGUGUCCAUGUCUGCAUGGUCCUUGAAGUUUUAGGGCACCAGCUGUUGAAAUGGAUCAUUAAAUCCAACUACCAAGGGCUUCCUAUACCCUGCGUUAAGAGUAUCCUACUGCAGGUGUUGCAGGGCCUUGACUACCUCCACACGAAGUGCAAAAUAAUCCACACAGACAUAAAACCAGAGAACAUCCUGCUGUGUGUAGAUGAGAGUUACGUGCGACGUUUAGCGGCUGAGGCCACCCUCUGGCAGCAGGCUGGGGAGCCCCCACCCUCGGGCUCUGCAGUCAGCUCUGCACCCCAGGAAAGCCUGAAUGGGAAGCUUUCGAAGAACAAGAGGAAGAAACUGAAGAGAAAGCAGAAACGGCAGAGUCAGCUCCUGGCUGAACGCCUUCGGGACCUUCAACAGCUGGAGGAACUGGCAGCCGGUGAUGCCUCGUGGACCCCAGAGCUGCAUGGUGGCACCCCCAUCUCAGUCUCCGCUGUUCAAGGAGCAGAGCCCUUGGGGGGCUCUCUGGCCUGCAGCCCCCAAAGCUUGACAUCGUCUUCUGGUUUCCACACACACAACACCUACGACAGCUGCAACGGGCACUCCCCACCAGGCUCAGCCAGCCGCCACUUCAGCCCUGACUCGGCAACCUCCGGCUUCUCAGGGUCCCUCUUCUCCGGCUCAGCCUUGUCAGGUCUUUCUAACCAGCGGGAGCGUGGAGGGCUCCUCUCCCCCAGCACUUUAGGUACCUCUGAAUACCUGGUGAACCCCUUGGAGCCCCAAAAUGCAGACAAGAUCCAAGUGAAGAUAGCAGAUCUGGGCAAUGCCUGCUGGGUGCACAAACAUUUUACCGAAGAUAUUCAGACCCGACAGUACCGAGCCCUGGAGGUCCUGAUUGGUGCCAACUACAGCACUCCAGCCGAUAUCUGGAGUACAGCAUGUAUGGCAUUUGAACUGGCAACUGGCGAUUACCUCUUUGAACCCCACUCUGGCGAGGAUUACACCAGGGAUGAAGAUCACAUUGCGCACAUUGUUGAGUUACUGGGAGAUAUCCCUCCCCACUUUGCUCUUUCGGGACGCUAUUCACGGGAGUACUUCAAUCGGCGAGGGGAACUGCGCCACAUUAAGAACCUGAAGCACUGGGGCCUCUAUGAGGUCCUGGUGGAGAAAUAUGAGUGGCCCCUUGAGCAGGCUGCCCAGUUCACAGAUUUCCUGCUGCCCAUGAUGGAGUACAUCCCCGAAGAGCGUGCCACGGCGGCCCAGUGUCUGGAGCAUCCAUGGCUCCACUCCUAGGACUAACUGUCCAGACCAAGUGCUUGGUGAAGUAAGGGCCUCUAGCCCUUGUGGAUCACCUUGGCGCAGCACCUCGUGCUGUCCCUGGCGUGAAGGGAGGAGGCCUUGUUCUUUCCACGGUUCCUGCCACUAAGCGGAGGCCAUUCCAGGAUAGGGGGCAGGAGGCUGGUUUCAUGGCAGGGAGGGGCUGGAGGGCUGGACAUGGAACCCCAGAACCCAUUUCUGAAGCACAGCCAGAAGUUUUCCCAACCCCUCACCACUUCUUUUCAGAGAAGUUGCCUUCUUGGUGCUUUCAACGGUCAUCUUGCCAGGUGCCCUUGACUGACGCCAAUAGUUUUUAAUUAGUCUGGGAACUCCUCGCAAGAGUGUGUGUGUGCGUGUGCACGCAUGUGCAUCCCCCCUUUUAGGGCAGAAGGAACAAAGGCUCCUGCCUUUCCUAACCCCUGUUGGCAUGCUAGUGAGAAGUGGUAGGGAAGGAAAAGAUUGCAGCAGGUGUCUGUGAGGUGCAGGUUAAAUACAUGGAUACAGUUUGGAAGGUGAACUGGAAGAUGUUCCUGAGUGUUUGAGCAAGAAGUUGGAGGUGAUGGUGUGACCUCUUAAGUUUGAGUCCCCAGCCUGAAAUGGCACAGGCGCCAUGUAGUUCUGGUGGGUGCCCUCCAAACUUCCAUACCAAGGAGGCUUGGGGCAUUCUUGAACCAAAACUGUUUUGCAAGCAGUUGAAUUUGCGCAACCUGAUAAGGCCUUGGGAUAGGAUCUCUAUGGUAGAAGCAGUGGGAGGGGCAAAAAAGGGCAGCAGUGGGUAGGUAGCAAAGUGGGACGGGGGAGGGAUUCCUGUUCCAAGCUGACUCUCGCCCAGAGACUGGAUCUAACUGUACGUACAUGCAUUUGCUGGAAGACUCCCCAGAGUGGUGAUCAACCCUUUUCUAUUCCACAGAUAUUUGAGUCCUGUUUCCCACUGCCUAGACAUAUAAAUCAUAAAUAAUGCUGCAGUCCCUAAUACGUAUGUUUUACAUUAGCCAAAGGCUGAGUUGUAAGCAGCCAUGCAAAAGCUGAUAUUCCAACCAUCACAACUUUAAAAACAAGUUGCCAGCCCUCAUUAUGAAAAAUACAUUUUUGCAAAUUGGUAAGUGAUUUUUUUUUCUUUUCAACCAAGCCGAACUUUUUGUACCUUGGAGAAGUAAGGUUGUCUCUGGUUAACUUUUAUUCCUGUGCUGCCCAUUUCCUUCAUCAGUACAGUUGUUGCCCCACUUUUUGCGACUGGUGGGGAGCAACAAUGCUCAUAGCCAAGCUAUUUGCAGAAUGUAUUUCAAGCCUUAUCCCUAGCUGGAAAAAGGAGGAUAUUAGCUGUAUAUUGUUUGAGCUUGUGUGGUUACCCUCUAACUCCCUCCUUCCCUGUGGAUGUACAGGAAAGGCAGAACUGUUACCAUUUCAAGUGGCUGCUACAACCACCCCAUUAAUAUUUUUGACACUUUUGCUACAUGUGGUCAGCUUUUAAUUAUUUUUUAAGGCAGAGAGAACAGCUGCUCCAGAAAGCUUAGCUCAGGAUGAGCAAAAUGUUCAGGCUACUUUGUGCCUUCAAGAAGGAGCCUAUCUACUGUUUGUGAUGAAGGACUGAGUGAGGAUGAGAGGGCUCCUUGGCCAUUCCCUAAAAUAGUUUGGACUCAAAAAAGAACUAUGACUAAAGGAAAGACACAGAGGGCUAAAAAUACUUAGUGGCAGGCAUAAACCCAAGGUUCCAGUCUCUUCUACCAGGGGGACAUCUGGUCGGAUCCAACACAAUUUAACUAAACUUAAGUCCCAUUGAUUUCAGUACAAAAUAGGGUCAACUAAGUUAACCAGAAUCCAAUCUGUAGUACUGGAACCAAGGAAUAAUAUUUCAGCAGAAGUAGAUCUGGAGCUUCUCGGACAGCCUUCCCCGACCUGGUGCCCCCCACAGUUCCCAUCAUUCCCAGGCUGAUUGCAAUGCAAACACCUUUGGAGGGCAGCAGGGUGAGGAAGGCUGUUCAUGGGUAUGGAGCCAUCUGGGUACAAUGUUAUUUAAGAGGAGUGUCUUUAAACCAAAGUUGGGUUGCAGGAAACCAGGCCUAAGGAAAGGGAGACAAGACUUUUUCCUUGCACUUCAGUCUCUUUCAUGCAAAGCCAUAGCCUUGGUGUUGGGUGUGGCCUGUGUGUGCUCAUGUCCAGGGAGAAAGAGUGUGUGCGCGUGUGGCUGUUUUGAACCCACCCCCUCCCCGUGCUGUUGCAGGGAUUAAAUUCAAGAAUUUUCAUUAAAACAUUUGCAGUA
Varanus komodoensis (Komodo dragon) is the source of this 4256-nucleotide messenger RNA. It is a transcript of the gene SRPK3, whose product is annotated as SRSF protein kinase 3. Gene Ontology annotation, molecular function: ATP binding; protein kinase activity. The record is from RefSeq and is a predicted model, not a curated record. NCBI's taxonomy places the organism in Eukaryota, Metazoa, Chordata, Lepidosauria, Squamata, Varanidae. The transcript has 15 exons. Bases 233 to 1972 code for a protein of 579 amino acids. Gene Ontology annotation, biological process: regulation of mRNA processing; protein phosphorylation; spliceosomal complex assembly.